Molecule: messenger RNA, 3423 nt
Organism: Camelus dromedarius (Arabian camel)
Lineage: Eukaryota; Metazoa; Chordata; Mammalia; Artiodactyla; Camelidae
Gene: SLC36A1
Product: solute carrier family 36 member 1
Exons: 11
Coding region: 617-2047 (476 amino acids)
Biological process (GO): glycine transport; proline transmembrane transport; proton transmembrane transport
Molecular function (GO): L-proline transmembrane transporter activity; L-alanine transmembrane transporter activity; amino acid:proton symporter activity
Source: RefSeq, a predicted model, not a curated record
CGCGCGCUGAGCUGCUGGGCUGACGGCGGGUCGUCGCCUUCUGCCGGACCCACGUCGCCUUCCUCCGGGUGCCGCGGAUGCGCCAGCUCAGGCAUAGACCCCCCUGGGUUGCCGGUCCGAGUCUCCUCAGCUCCUCAGCCGCUGCUGCGGUGCGGUAUGGACACUCCUCCGGGGUUGAGAACUGGAGAAUCCCUUGUCCUUCGCGCUGUCUCGCUUAACCUCCCCGCCCUGUUUAACAGGUGUGGAGACUAGGUCCUGAGAUGGGAAGGAUCACCGAAACGACCAGCUGGGGCUUCUGCUGUGCAUAGGUCCUAAAGGGGUCGGUCCUGACGGGCCGGGCUGGUGUCCCACUCGCUGCGAGAGCCCUGCUUGAGACUUGGCUGGUAGAGGGUCCUUGGGUCAUAGAAUACCACAACUGCUCGGACUCUGGGAAAUUAUCUUUUGCAACCCUCUUCUAGGAGUGGUGGGGAAAUAGAGGUCCAAGAAGGGGUAGGGGUUGCCUAAGGUCAUCCAGGGAGUUAGUCGCAGACCUGCGACUAGAAUUCUAGUCUCCCUGAGCUCCCGCUGCUGUUUGCUUUUCACCACACUGCCUCCAGCGGAAAACUUGACAGCUACCAUGUCCACGCAGAGACUUCGGAACGAGGACUACCGUGACUACAGCUCCACCGAUGUGAGCCCGGAGGAGAGCCCGUCCGAAACCCUGAACAACUUCUCUUCUUCAGGCUCCUACCAGCGGUUCGGGGAAAGCAACAGCACAACAUGGUUCCAGACCCUGAUCCACCUGUUAAAAGGCAACAUUGGCACAGGACUCUUGGGGCUGCCUCUGGCAGUGAAAAAUGCAGGCAUCUUGAUGGGUCCCCUCAGCCUGCUGGUGAUGGGCCUUGUGGCUGUGCACUGCAUGGGUAUCCUGGUGAAGUGUGCCCACCACUUCUGCCACAGACUGAACAAGCCCUUUGUGGACUACGGGGAUACGGUGAUGUACGGCCUGGAAGCCAGCCCCAGCUCCUGGCUCCGGAACCACGCGCACUGGGGAAGACACAUUGUGGACUUCUUCCUGAUCGUCACGCAGCUGGGAUUCUGCUGUGUCUAUUUUGUCUUUCUGGCUGACAACUUUAAACAGGUGAUAGAAGCAGCCAAUGUGACCACCAACAACUGCCACAGCAAUGAGACGGUGAUUCUGACACCCACCAUGGACUCGCGACUCUACAUGCUCACCUUCCUGCCCUUCCUGGUGCUGCUGGUAUUCAUCAGGAACCUCCGAGUGCUGUCCAUCUUCUCCCUGUUGGCGAACAUCUCCAUGCUGGUCAGCCUGGUCAUGAUCUACCAGUUCAUUGUUCAGGAGAUCCCAGACCCUACCCACCUCCCCUUGGUGGCAUCCUGGAAGACCUACCCUCUGUUCUUUGGCACAGCCAUUUUUGCGUUUGAAGGCAUUGGGAUGGUUCUGCCCCUUGAAAACAAAAUGAAGGAUCCCCGGAAAUUUUCACUCAUCCUCUAUGUGGGAAUGGCUAUUGUCACGGCCCUGUACAUCAGCCUGGGGAGUCUGGGGUACCUGCAAUUUGGAGCAAAUAUCCAAGGCAGCAUAACUCUCAACCUGCCCAACUGUUGGCUGUACCAGUCGGUUAAGCUGCUCUACUCCAUUGGCAUCUUCUUCACCUACGCCCUCCAGUUCUACGUCCCAGCCGAGAUCAUCGUCCCCUUCUUCGUGGCCCGUGUGCCCGAGCACUGUGAGCUGCUGAUAGACCUGUCCGUGCGCACCAUGCUGGUCUGCCUGACGUGCAUCUUGGCCAUCCUCAUCCCCCGCCUGGACCUGGUCAUCUCCCUGGUGGGCUCCGUGAGCAGCAGUGCCCUGGCCCUCAUCAUCCCGCCCCUCCUGGAGAUCGCCACCUACUACUCAGAGGGCAUGAGCCCCCUCACCAUCAUCAAGGACGCCCUGAUCAGCAUCCUGGGCUUCGUGGGCUUUGUGGUGGGGACGUGUGUGGCCAUCUACGAGCUGAUCCAGCCAAGCAACGCUCCCAUCUUCAUCAACUCCACCAGUGCCUUUGCAUAGCGGGCUCGGUGCAUUCCCUGCAUCAUCCCACGGCACCCUGUAUGUUCCCCAGCACCUGGCCCCAGAGCCUCAGGUAGGGUCCAGGUUCUGGGGAAAGGCCAGGCUGCCAUGCGGGAACCCCUCUACCUGGCACCAGGGUACCCUGGGCCAGGUAGGGUUGAGGGCAGCUGAAAGGGUGGACAGCAGCUCCGUGGGAGGUACCUCUUGUGGCAGUGCCAUCACUGUUUAUUUGUACUUAUUUUAACCCAGAACUUUUCAACUCUUUUCCCUGAUUGUGCCUCCUCCCUUACUACCUGCCUCUCUCCUAACCCCUCAGCCAAUUUAUUCCUGUUGCACAGCUCACUUUAUUUACAAUUUUUCAUGUCUCCAACUUCAUGUUUUCCCCUUUCCUGGGCCAGGCCUAGGUGAAGUAAGAGGGAAUGCCCCUCUUUACAAAGCCGGGCCUAUCUCUUAUCUCUCUCCCAAAUAUUUUACCUCAGUAUUCUCCUACUGAUUCAAGUCUCCACCUAGUAAUGGAGCCUACUUAGUAGUUUAAAACCAGCCCCCAACGCUGGAUUUUUUAGCCUUUGUUCUCUCUGGCUUGUUGUGACCCUGGACAAUACCUUCUCUUCUCCAAAUUCCUCAUGUGGGUCACAAUACUGUUUUCUUAGUCGCUCUAGCUCCUGGAAGACACCGUGUGCUGCCAAAAUGGAAAAUAUUUACAUCUUAUUUAAAAUUAGCUUCUGUUUUUAGACUCUGUCUCGAGAUCUGGGGUUACUGUGAAUUGUUCCUUUCUCAGUAAACCCUUCCUUAGCUUUUCCUGCUGAGAAGACCUUCCUCCAGGAGACGUCUGCUUAGGCCUUCAGCACCCUCUGCCGAGUACCCCAGGGGUUUUAAUCAGGAUCACCAAUGUGCGGACCUCCGUGGGGAGCCACGGACUCUGCCUCCCCACAGACCAGCCUGGUUUCCUCCUGGGAAAACACGAGGGACACAGGAGAUGCUGACACACGAGGCCGAGGGGAAGGAUGGCCACAUUGGGUGUGUUUCUUCCCACAGGAGACUUAUGAAAUGGUUGUUUUGUGCGUUCAGGCCUGUUUUCCCUGCCUCAGCCCUUGACACACAAACAGGAUGGCUGCAUCCGGUUGCCCUCAUGCUGGGAAGACCUCCAGACUCCUGCCGUGGAGAAGAUAAGGCCAGUGUGCAUCCAACACUAAGAGUGUUGCUCGGUUGUUUACAAUUCCUGGAGGGUGGGGUGGAAACAGUGCCCCGCCUCCGGCUGCCUCCAGGACCUGGAUUUCUAAAGGAACCACUUGGUUGGGUGGGACUUCGGUCUCCUGUGUUCUGAACACUAAUGGUGCCCUUAUUCUUCCCUUCCCGCUCACCCCGCCCCCCCCCCC